Molecule: messenger RNA, 2118 nt
Organism: Populus euphratica (Euphrates poplar)
Lineage: Eukaryota; Viridiplantae; Streptophyta; Magnoliopsida; Malpighiales; Salicaceae
Exons: 3
Coding region: 1053-1688 (211 amino acids)
Source: RefSeq, a predicted model, not a curated record
CAAAGCAUAGAGCCUGGAAAGUGACGAUUGAUUGAUUGAUGUAAGAGAGGGGUCUCUUGAUAAGGCUAAAUCCUAUGCCAUUUCCCUCUGCUCUCCCUUUUAAUCUAAUCUAAUAUAUCUCUGUCAAAGACAGACAGACAAUAAUAUGAAUAGAUUGUGAGAAGCUCGGUCAGCAGAUCAGUCAAUCGGAGAUGGGAAAAUCCACCUCACACGACAGCCGGCCAGUUAGCAUCUCAUUUGAUAUAGCUGCAGCCGCUUUGGCAAUUCAAGGAGAAGGCCAUUUUUGGUGUGCUUCCCCUUGGUACAUGUAGCUUACCCAAAAACAUCCCAAUACACUAAGACUUGAAUGAAUGAAAGCACCGUGACCGGAGAAGAAAAGAUGUGAAAGCGGGCAGGUGUGUCUUCCCGGUGCUACAGGCUGCUUUUUAUAUCGAGUCUCUCGCUGGAAGAAACAUCUGAACCGCACAUCUAAAGCUCCAUGCGAAGCUUGUUUAUGUCGCUCCAUGCUGUUGCCCCUGCCCAUUGAAAGAUGGACCAGUUUUCCUUUUCCACUAAAAGGCCCAUUCAGAAAUAAAGUCAUUGGACCACCUCCUCUCGUAGCAAAACCCUCUUCGUCUUUCCAGAUGGCUAAUGAAAUCUUCAAAGGCAAAGUAGCCGCCGAAACCAAUAAUUGGAUCUAAUAUCGGCAACCUCUCCUCUCCUCCCCUCCUCUAGAGGGAAAAAGAGAUAGCGAAAGGUAAGGUAAGGAAAGAGUCAAGUUUUGAGCUCCCCAAAAGAGUUAACCUUUAUAUUUAUUACGUAACCGCCCUCGCAAUCCUUCUCCAUUCACUGCUGGUAGACAUAAAUAACCCCAAACCGCGUUCGCAACCAAACCCAUCACUGCCCCCUCUCUCUACAUUUGUUUUAAUAAAAAUAAUAAUAGGAGGCAGAGAGAGAGAGACGAGAGAAUUUUAUUUUCCUUUUCCUUUUCAAUUAGCUAAUUGUACAAGAAGGGAAAGGAUAGGAGAAGGAUUACUACUAGUAGUAGAUCCGGCACCGGUUUGAAAGUAAUAAUGGAAGGAGUCGGGGCACGGCUGGGGAGGUCUUCCACUCGCUACGGGCCGGCCACGGUGUUCAGUGGGCCGGUGAGGAAGUGGAAGAAGAGAUGGGUCCAUGUCAACCCAUCAUCCACCCAAAACAGCAUUCACUCGCAUCACCAUAACGCUACCACUAAUGCUGCUGCUGCUGCUGCUUCUUCAGCCGCUAAUCAUUCGAGCUCUUCUAACGGUAAUAACGGCUCCCAUCUAUUGCUUUACAAGUGGACCCCUUUGUCUCAAUCCAACGGUUCCUCAUCUACUACUAACCACUUCAACGGUAAUAAUAUUAAUACUACUAACGAAAUUGCUAAUCUCUCCAAUGGCGACGUCACCGAGGAGCCUCCCAGGCGUAAAUUCAAAUACAUCCCGGUUGAUUUGCUAGAGAAACAGAAAAAAGAGGCUGAAGAACAAGAGGCAUCAGAAAAGUUUGAUGAUGAAUCAAAACCAAGUGAUACUGACCCUAAUGCUGCAGAGCCAGUUUCCAAGAGUGACAGUGCUGAUGAAAAACCUGACAUCAAUGAUGUACCGGAAGAAAAUCAGGAUGGUAAUCAGGUGGUACGACAAGACCUGAAUGAAAGCACUUUGGAUUUGAGUCUAGGCCUGCUCUCUUGAUGGUGACUGGUUCAAAAGACCUGUCCAGAGAUGGGCAGUUGAAAAGAGUGAAAUAGAAUGGUGUUGAUACAUUGCGGAACCAUUUCUUAAGAUUAUUGACAUAUAGGAUUUUUACCAAAUGGUGUAUUUUGUUGCGAAAUGGGAGACAAUUUUCCCUAUGAUCUAUUUGCCCGCCAGUUACUGAGGGAAAGGGUGUGAGUGGCAAAUGCAUUAACUAUUAGUUCAUUUGAAGACCUGUCCUGAGCUGAUUGCUAUUGUAAGAUGACGACAUCUAUUUUUUUAAUUAUUGGACAAUUGAUUUUCCCCCUUCUUUUUUUCUGGUUUUCUUGAAAUGUCAUUUGAGACUUGUGGUUUUGUAUGCCCAAAGGUAAAACGAUAGGUGAUUGAAACUUCUGUUCUAAACAUAAUGUUAGUGACUACUUUUUCUAAA